Messenger RNA from Octodon degus (degu), 2060 nucleotides. RefSeq names its product beclin 1 (gene Becn1). The coding region runs from base 126 to 1472 and encodes 448 amino acids. Lineage: Eukaryota; Metazoa; Chordata; Mammalia; Rodentia; Octodontidae. Gene Ontology annotation, biological process: late endosome to vacuole transport; autophagy; autophagosome assembly. Gene Ontology annotation, cellular component: phosphatidylinositol 3-kinase complex, class III, type II; phagophore assembly site; phosphatidylinositol 3-kinase complex, class III, type I. The record is from RefSeq and is a predicted model, not a curated record. The transcript has 12 exons.
GCUGUUCCCGGAAGCGCUGAAGCCUGGGCAAUGGCUGUCCUGGACGCCUCGCUCCGGGGCCUGUCUGAGGCCGCGGCGCCGCCACGGUAGAGCGAGCCUGGGUCCCGAGGUGAACAGCGUAGGGCAUGGAAGGCUCCAAGGCGUGCAGCAGCACCAUGCAGGUGAGCUUCGUGUGCCAGCGCUGCAGCCAGCCCCUGAAGCUGGACACCAGCUUCAAGAUCCUGGACCGCGUCACCAUCCAGGAGCUCACAGCUCCGUUACUUACCACAGUCCAGGUGAAGCCAGGAGAGGCCCAGGAGGAGGAGCCUAAUCCAGGAGAGGAGCCAUUUGUUGAAACGCGCCAGGAUGGAGUCUCCCGCAGGUUCAUCCUCCCAGCCAGGAUGAUGUCCACGGAGAGCGCCAACAGCUUCACACUUAUUGGGGAGGCGUCAGACGGCGGCACCAUGGAGAACCUCAGCCGCAGGCUGAAGGUCACUGGUGACCUGUUCGACAUCAUGUCAGGCCAGACAGAUGUGGAUCACCCGCUGUGUGAGGAGUGCACGGAUACGCUCCUGGACCAGCUGGACACACAGCUCAACGUCACUGAGAACGAGUGUCAGAACUACAAGCACUGUCUGGAGAUCCUGGAGCAGAUGACAGAGGAUGACAGUGAGCAGUUGCAGAGGGAGCUGGAGGAGCUGGCCCUGGAGGAGAAGCGGCUGAUCCAGGAGCUGGAGGAGGUGGAGAAGAGCCGCAAGGCGGUGGCUGAGAACCUGGAGACCGUGCAGGCGGAGACCGAGCGGCUGGACCAGGAGGAAGCCCAGUACCAGCGGGAGUACAGCGAAUUCAAGCGGCAGCAGCUGGAGCUGGACGAUGAGCUCAAGAGUGUGGAGAACCAGAUGCGCUACGCCCAGACGCAGCUGGACAAGUUGAAGAAGACCAACGUCUUCAACGCCACCUUCCAUAUCUGGCACAGCGGCCAGUUCGGCACUAUCAACAACUUCAGGCUGGGCCGCCUGCCCAGUGUCCCUGUGGAGUGGAAUGAGAUCAACGCUGCCUGGGGCCAGACUGUGCUGCUGCUGCACGCCCUAGCCAGUAAAAUGGGCCUAAAGUUUCAGAGGUAUCGGCUUGUUCCCUAUGGAAACCAUUCGUACCUGGAGUCCCUGGCAGACAAAUCCAAGGAGCUGCCGUUGUACUGUUCUGGAGGGCUGCGGUUUUUCUGGGACAAUAAGUUUGACCAUGCUAUGGUGGCUUUCUUGGACUGUGUGCAGCAGUUCAAAGAAGAGGUUGAGAAGGGCGAGACUCGGUUUUGUCUUCCUUACAGGAUGGACGUGGAGAAGGGCAAGAUCGAGGACACUGGCGGCAGUGGGGGCUCCUACUCCAUCAAAACCCAGUUCAACUCCGAGGAGCAGUGGACGAAAGCACUCAAGUUCAUGCUGACCAACCUGAAGUGGGGUCUGGCCUGGGUCUCCUCGCAGUUUUAUAACAAAUGACUUCCUUUUUCUUAGGGGGAUGUUUGCCUUAAAGGCUUUAAAUUUUGUUUUGUUUGAAAAAAAAAGUUUUGAAUUAAAUUUGGGUGAUAUUAAUCGGCACAUAUUUACAAUACCCUAAGAGACAACAAUCCCCGAAAACCGCUUUAUUUUAGGGCGAUGUGUGGCAGGUGCUUUCCGGAAUCGCAGCCCCCCUCCCCAGCCCCCGCCCCGGCCUGGCCUUUACUGACACUCAUGCCUGCCUUUCUCCCUGAAAAAACGACUCAUGUAAGUUUCUUUUAUUUAACUGAGUUGAACUGGAGUUGACUUGCUGUCGCUGGAUUUUUUCUCAACCUCCUAUCCUUAACAUGCGGAGUAGACGCUCCGCCUCUCCACUGAGACGCUGAGCUGUGCGAGGGCGCUGCCGGAGGACGGGGAAUGACCUCGGCGGCUCCGGGUGCCAUCCUGCGACGCGCCCGCUGCGCCCCUCGGCCGCCCGCCCGCCCCCACCUCCGACCCUGAGCACUGCGCUCCGCAGUGGGCUGGGCCACGCGGGUUGGAGCGGGUCUGGAGAGGCUGUAUAAUUUGUAAUAAAAGGUUUGCUACAAUGUG